Molecule: messenger RNA, 928 nt
Organism: Pieris napi
Lineage: Eukaryota; Metazoa; Arthropoda; Insecta; Lepidoptera; Pieridae
Exons: 3
Coding region: 41-928 (295 amino acids)
Source: RefSeq, a predicted model, not a curated record
AGGAUUGGUUUUCGUAAAAAGUUAAUAGUUUCUAGACAAAAUGCCGAUCGGGAAAUUGACGGAAUUUAAUGUAAGGAUUGGAAAUUGGACUUUGUAUAUCGAAAGAGCGGAGAUGUUCUUCAAAAUGAAUGAGGUCAAAACAGAUUUGUGGCUACCCACUUUAAUCGCGGCUAUGGGAGAUGAGUCUUAUGAAUUAUUAAGUAAUUUGACUAGUCCAGAUUUACCAAGCUCAAAAACCUACACAGAAGUCGUAAGCGUGAUUAAAAACCAUUUACAACCGAAACCAUCAUUUAUAUCGCAAAGGUAUCAUUUUCGACAGAGGCGACAAAAUGCGGGUGAGUCGAUAUCGCAAUAUAUCUCGGAGUUGAAGAAAAUGGCCAAAUAUUGCGAAUUUAAAACUGCUUUAGAAGAUAACCUAAGAGAUCAGCUGAUUUGUGGGUUGCGGAGUGAAUUAAUCAGACAAAGGUUAUUCGCGGAAGAGAAUCUGGUGUAUGGAAAAGCAGUAACCAUAGCCUGUGCAAUGGAAGCGGCAGAAAAAGAUGCAGCGGCGGUGGAACAAAAGACGACGGGUGGCGUGACCGACCCGGGUGGCGGCAGCGAGACCGGCAGCGCGGCUAGUGCGCUGAACGCCGUGAACGCGCACUCCGCGCGGCGGAGCGGACCGGGCCACUGGGGGCAUAGCGAGUUGUUUUCAGAGGGAUUGGGCCGGUUCACGGGAGGGGUAGCCAGGCUGCGGGUGCGCGAGGGGGCGGUGCCGGUGUUCUGCCGCGCGCGGCCGGUGCCCUACGCGCUGCGCGAGCGGCUCGACGACGAGCUGGAGGGCAUGCUGCGCGCCGGCGUCAUCGAGCCGGUGGAGAGCGCGGACUGGGCGACUCCCCUCGUUCUUGUGCGUAAGGCUGACAAUGAACUCCGCUUACAACCAGAUUGA